AUGUUUAAAGAUUAAAAUGAUAUUUUCAUUGAAAUAAAGAAACGUCCUGCUGAAAAAACCCUCUCGUUCAGCGAAUUGGCCUAACUGAGAGAGGUUCCUUAUAAGUAUUUCAAAAGCGAGCCUAUAUUUUUGCAGCUUUUGAACCAGUACUGUAGAGAUAGCAAGUUUUAAAUCAGAGUAUGUGAAAGAUCUUUCAUUUUAACAACAAUUGUUCCUCUUAUGCAGAAAGAUAAUCCGCUUGAGGUUAUUCAAGGAGCAAGUGAAUGUCUUGCCUUAUUAAGCCAAAAUUCAGAAACACAUGAAAAGAUAUUAAAAUCUGGUGCUCUCAAGACAAUUGCUAUGCUCAUUAAAGAUAACUUGCACCAUAAAAUUACAAAAAAUUGUAUUUAAAUUUUUAGUAAUCUGUGUCGCGAUGUGAACAAUUUUUAUGAAUUUCUUUCUCAUCAACUAUAGAGAAUACUUGUAUGUUAAUAUUUGGAUUAAGUCGACUUCGAAACCUAAAAAUAUAUUCUUUAAAUUCUGAUAUCUCUUUGCACAGAGCAUCCUGAUAAUCUAUACAGCGAAGACAUGAAAAUAAUACUUAAAAAAUAAAAAUACUGUGCCCCUCUUGCUCGUGCAAUCGUCUCACCAAAUUAAGAGGUAUCUCUGCAUAGCAUAACACUGUUUAAAAUAUUUAUAGAGAAUGAUAGCAAUAUUAAAAAACUUCAAAAGUUUGACCUAGCUCCUCGUAUACUUUAAGCAUAUAGAUUGUUUAGAAGUUAACCAAAUAAUUAGCAAAUCAUCAGAGCUAUUUUAGAGUUCAUGGAGUAAAUGCUGCAACAUCCUGAGUAUUACAAAAUCUUAUAGGAAGAAAUAUACAUACAAAUAGUGAAAGAGGCUCAAUUCAUUGAUAACUUUGAAAUACAAUACAGAUCACUAUCAUGCUUAACAAAAUUAAGUGAAGGUAUAGAUACUUAAACCAAGUUGAUAGACUUAGGAGUCUUAAACAGCAUGUGUGAUAUAUUGAGAUAAAAUAAGGAAAUCAAAUUAAGAAGAUAGGCAUUGAAAUUCAUAAGCAAUUUAUCGUUUAAUCCAUUUUGUAUAUAGCUGUUGGUUUAUUAAGAAAUAAUAGAUUUGAUUAUCAUAUAAAUUAAUAGCACUGAUAGAGAUUCUCGUAUAAAAAGUGUUAUAACCAUAUCAAACCUCUCUGUAGCUCCUAAUUUCCAUAAAAAACUCCAAAACAUAAAUAUCAAGAGUCUUAUUCAUAUAUUUGAAUAAUCUGAUACAUCUAUAGAGGUUAUGAGAGCAGCAGCAAAUACUCUUGCAAAUAUUUCAUUAGAUCAUGCAUACUAAGUUCAUUUUUUGAGAGAUCCAGAAAAAAGCAUUCUACUGAACCUGAUUAAAACAUAAGAAGAUAUCCAACUUCUUAAAUCAAUAAUUAUUAUUUUCUCUAAUGUGGUAUCUAACCAAACGCUCUCUAUUAUUUCUGAAGAACUACUUGACAUAUUCAUCAAAUUAUAUUUGAAUAAUAGAAUUUAUUAUGAAAAUGAUAUCAGAGGAUACAUCUCCAAAGUUAUUUCUAAAUUUUGCAUCUCUCCUGAAUGCAGAAAAACUAUAAUAUCUAAAAAAGUUAUGAAGAGAAUUAUAGAUGACAUUUACAGCUCAAGAAACGAAACGAAAAAAUAGUUGCUAAUAUCUUUAAUGACCAUGAUUUAUUGCUCUAAAGACAUGCAUACUGAAUUUUUUGAGUCUAACGGUAUAGAUUGCUUGCUAUCGUUUUUGAAUAGAUAGGACAGCUUCUAAAUUUACUUAGCCUUUAAGUGCUUCACUCUUUUAAGUAGAUGGGAGAAAAAUAUAGAUAUAAUCACAACAGACGACAUUUGUUCAAGGAUAUCAAAAAACUCCUUAAUACGAGAAAGAAGAAUCCUUAAGGAAGGUUUGAGAUUUUUCAUUAACAUAAUGAUUUAUAAAAGAUAGGAGAAAGAAAUCGUGAAUAGAUUAUGCUGGUUAAUUAAUGAAGGACUAAGAAAUAAAGAUGAUCCCGAAUGUCUAAAAUUAAGUCUUUUUGCUCUUAUGAUAGUAUCUGAGUAAAUGAAAUAUCAUAGAAAGCUAAUUACUCAUACAACACUGCUUUAAAACUUAUCAAUACAAACUCAAGAAGAUUUAAAUUAGUUUACUGACUUUUUCUCAAAAAUAAUGAUGAAUCUCUCUCUUAAUCCAGAUUGUCAUGAAGUUUUGCUAGAAAAGAAAUUCAUACAACUCACUAAAGAAAUAUGCCUAAAUUUGAAAGAAAAAGAUGAGUUUAUGAUGAUGAACAAUUAUUCAUAUCUUUUGACUUUCGCCUGCCAGAUGCUUAAGAUCGAUAACAUCGCAUUUCAUCUCAAAGAAUUAUUUAAAUAAGGAAUAGUUCAGAUAUUAUAUACCAUCCUCUAGCAAAGCUAUGAGUUUAUGUUCCAUGAAAUUAUAGAAGCAUUUAAUAUAAUCUUGGCAGAAUCUGAAAGCUAUCCUGACUCUCUAUUUGAAACCAUAUAAAAGUUAGCCGAUGAUACAUACAUGAUACAAGACAACGAUACCGUCUACAUGCGUAUCUACAUUCUUAUGUCUCUCUCUAAAAAGCCAUAGAGCAGAGAUUACUUUAAGAGUAGUAAUGUGGUUAAGUUGAUUAAAAAAUUUUUAAUGAACUAUAAGGAUUGGAGUCUCAAUAUAGUUCCUAAUUGCUGCACUCUCCUAGCAAACAUUUCUAAAUAACCAGAACUUUUGAAAUAAAUACUUGAUGAAAAUCUCAUUAAUUUAAUUUUUAAAAUAUGGUCAGAAAAACAAAUAAUAUCAUUUACAGAUUUAGUAAGAUUAUUAGCUUAAAUAACUUCACUCCCUCUUUUUAAUAGCUCUACGUUAGAUGAACAAAUUUACCCUUUUGUGUUCAACUUCCUUUACUAGUAAAUAUCUGAAAAGAAACCAAACAACUCCUUGGUGAAUGCAAGCUUGUUAUGUGUGCUUAAUAUGACAAAAAGCGAUUUCGGAUUAGCUAAAGCAGUUUCUCAAUCUAAAACUAUUUAGCUUGUCAAAACAAUUAUUUAGAGAUCUGAAUAAGAUAUUCAAUUACUACAAAGAAAAAGCUUUUAUAAUCAGUUAAUGAUUUGUGUGCUUAUGGCUAGUAACUUGCUUAUAGAUUCAGAAUUCGCUUAAAAAAAUAAGCAGGAUAUUUUAGAUAUUCUUAAUUGCAUGCACAAUAACGUUACCUGCACUAAAUUUAUGAAUCUUCAAAUCAACACUGGUUUCCUAAAAAUUCUCCAUAAUUUGGUGAUAUAAAAUUAUGCUCUAAAAAAUGAACCAGCAGUAAGAAAAUCAAUAGAGUUAGCUUAUCAAUUGUUUAAUGAAAUAAGUGAUAUUUAGUGUUAAACUUUUAUUUUGAACAUAAUGAACCACUUACUAUAAGACAAAUCCUUUUUUGAGUCUUUUAAAGAAAAUCAGAUUCUUAUGACUAAGAUAUCAGACUAGUUUUUAACUACUUUAAUUACACCUUAAAAUUAGGAUACUAAAUUUAGAUUUUCUCUCUAUACAUUUCUUACAAAUGUAAGCUACUACGAAAAUAGCAUAGAAUUCUUUGAAAGUUUUCUGAAUUUAGAAGAAUUUGUUCAAAAGUUUAAAACUCUCUUUCAAGAUAGCAAUAAAGCUGAAUAAGAAGCUUUAUUAUGCUUCCUUGCUAAUCUUUGCAAUAUCAAAGAAGUUUAAAAUUUAUUACUUAAACAUAACAAGGUUAUGCAAUUAAUCAAAGAAAUCCUCAUCGAACAUCGCUUCGACUCACUUACAUGGACAUCAAUAAGACUACUUGGAAACAUAUCAGCUAAUCCUGAUUAUCAUUUUUUUAUAGCAUAAGAAGACAUUCUAAAAUGCCUGUACAAUGUGUUCAUUUACUAAAAAACAAGUCUUCAUAUGAAAGAAAAAAUAUAAGGGUUACUUGCGAAUGUUACUUUUACAAAGAAAGUUCACGAAAUAAUGAUUAAAAACGAUUGCAUGAAAAUAUUUGAGCUGAUUUUAAACAAAGAAGAUUAGUUACAAGAUACUUAACAAAAUCAUAUGAUCAUUUCAAUGAUUUAGUUAGGUUUAAACCAUAAAAACUUUCACAUGCUUGAAAAUGAUAUAAACUUAGUAAAUUCCCUUUCGAUGGUGAACGAAUGUGAAAAACCGUUGCAAGUGAGAUUACUUCAAAUAGCUACGUUUUAUAUACUGGAUAACUCUCAAGAUACCACAUAAAAUAGAGAGUCUAAGCUGAUGAAUAAGCUUGAUAUAUCAAGAGAAAUUAUGAGUUAUAUAAAAAUGAAUUUAGAAACAAGAUCUGCUUAUUUUAUUAGACAUUUAGGGCGUAUUCUAAGUGAGCUGACAAGCUGGGAGCAUUUUUCUUAAAUCCAAUUAGAUUACACUAAGCUUACAGUUCAAAUCAUCAACAUCAUAAUAUUUUUUGAUAACAUAGAUUAAAAGCUAUCUUAUUUCUAAGUGUUCAAAAAGAUGACCUCUAGUGAAUAUUACUUUAAUAAUACUAGUAAUUUAUCUGAAUAACUAACUAAACUUCUCAAGUUUAAUCAAAUAAUUAUUUCUAAGCUAGAAAGUGCUUAGCCAAAAACAAUCUAAGAACAGAACAGAAUUAAGGGUGAGUAAUUUAUUGUGCUCUUUUUACAGCUACUUUCAAACUGCUCUUUAUUCGGAGCUUAAAAUUAAGAAGUAGCUCAAUUCCUUAUUUCAUAGUAAAUCGAUGAAUUCAUCACCCUAUCUCUAAGGCUCGGUAAAAUCAAAAGCUACAAUAUUCUAGCAUAGGUGAUCUGCACAUUAUCUAACUUUUACUAAAAUGAACAAAUUUUAAAAUCAUGUUAUAGUUAUGCCAACUUAUUUUCCCAGCUCUAAAUUAAAUAUAAGAAAUAUAUUCAAUUUAAUAAAGAAUUUGAAUACUAUUUGGCUGGACUAAUAAGUGUGGUUCUUAAAAUAAAAAAAUAUAAGUUUACUGAUGUUGUUCAAAAAUCGAGUGCAAAUUUUGAUGAAAAUGUAACUAAUGAGUAAAUAGAAGAUGGUGAUAAAAAUAAAGAUACUUAAAAAGUAUUUGUACAGUAGAUUUAAAAUUUGUUGAGAAUUUAAUAAGGAAACAUGAACCUAAAUGGAAGUAAUUUAAACAAGAGUGUAUCUAUAAUGUCAAACGAAAGUGAUAUCAAAAAUGCACCCUUAGAUAAUGAUGAGAAUAAAUUUAUUUUUAGCUUCUUUAUCAUGAUUCUUAAAAAAGGAGCUGAAAGAACUAGAAACGAUAUUUUGAGUGAGCUUAGAUAAAAAGGAGAAAGUCAAACUCUUUAAUGUAUAGCAAACGUAUGCUCAUUAUAAGAAAAUCAUAAACUUAUACUUUCAACUAAGAUACCUGAAUAUCUUUUCAAUUAUCUCAGCAAUGAAAAAUCAAUAACAUUUCCCUUUUAUUCAUAUGCUCUUGCAGGUUUUCUACAUAUUGCAAGAGGAAAAGAAAUUUACAGCAGGAUAAAAUCUGAAGAUAUUUUCAUUUGGUUUAAAAUGGUUGUUUAGUAAUAUGACAGAAGCUACGUAGAAAAGAGCUUGAUCGCAGUAAUAAAUAUGAUUGAAUAUGCAAAAUUCGAGGAUUAUCAAAUAUAUGUUGAAGAUAUAAUUGAGUUUGUUACUCUUAAGAUUAUAUCAGUCUGCUAAGUCAAUGAUCCCCUUCUAGAUAGAGCACUCAUUCUAAUUUAAAAAAUCAUUAAAAUUAAAACCUUAAAAUAUAAAAUUUCAAAAAGCGAAGUGCUCUUCUAGGAACUGUUUAAGUUCUUACUAGAAUAAAAAUUAUCUGAUGAAAAUAAUUUCGAAGGAUACUUUAAGAUAUGGGAAGUACUAUAAAACUUUUUUGACUCAAGAGAGUGUCUAAGCUAAAUAUUAAAAUAUGGCUUAGUAAAAAUUAUAAAGAUGCAGCUCAAUUACUAUUAAGACUACGAUUUAUUUUAUGAAGAAGUUAAGCAAUAAAAGAAAAAUGAGAAGAAAAAUCAGAAUAGCUUUAAUUUUAUUAUAGAGAGAAUCAAGCUUUUAGGGUUGAUAUUAGACUGUGUAAACUCUAUCUUCCAAAAAGAUUAACCUUAAUACAAUUAAAACUAAAUGAAGUUUAAGCUUGUUUAUUCAAAAGAAAAAAAUGUCUCUGAAUCGAAUGAUAGAAUAGUUAACAUCCAUUUCUACUCAAUAUAUGAAGUCUUGAAAAAAAUUGAACCAUAAUUAAAAGAUGAAAAGAUAUCUAAAUUUAUUCUUAUCAUUUCUCACUUGCUACUGAACAUGAGCAAGGUGCUCAUUAGAGUAAACGAAGGCUCUUGUCUUCCAAUAGUCAAAUUUAUAAUGGAGAUGAUGAAAAGUUUUGAAUUGAAUGAUAGUACGUUUAGAUUAAUGGAUAAAUUGACGAUUCGUCAAUGUAUUUUUUAAACACUAAACAUUCUUCUUGAGAAAUAUGAACCUGAAAUGCAACCUCAUUUAGAAGAAAUACUCAAUUUGAUGAUAAAUAACAUGGGAAACGAAUACAAAGUUAUAGAAGAUUAAAAAAGCCUAGAUUUAAAUUUGGUUGCUAGCAGAUAUAGAUAAGUUUAUGUUAAUUUUUUAAACAUAAUUACCAAGGUUGAUUUUAAGCAAAUCAAGGAAUAGGCUGUCAUUAGGUUAGCUAAGAAGAUUUUCCAAAUCAUUUAACAAAACCAAGAUCAUUUCUAGCAUGAUUCUAUGAUCAGAUUCUUUUUUUUAGUUUUCAUUAAAAAGUUUUUACUGUCAAUUGAUAUAAGGAAUCAAAAAGAAUUGAUUGAUAGCUAUAACGAAAUGAUUGAAUAUUUAAAUAGCUACAUAGAAUUCUUCAAUAUUUAUUUGAAAAGAUUGAUAGAUUCUAUUGAUCGCAACUUGUUUACAUAAAAUUCUGAUUACAGUAGCCUUCAUAACCAAUACAAUGAGGAAUAAGAUAGAGAAUCUCAGUUAACUACAUAGCUAUUCAUGCAAGAGUUAGACAUGAAUAACUUAAUUUUAGUGUUUGAAACUUUAAUCUUGCUAGUUUAUUUCACUGAAUUUCCUUCUAUGCUCUCAAGUGAACAAAAUAUUAAACCUUCAGAUAUCAUAUAAACUAGCUUUAUUUGUUGUAUUCGCAUUUUAGAAUUUGAAGAAAAGUUAAAUUCAUUUACUGACUCGGAACAAAAAGAAAAAUUUCUUGAAGAGAGAAGAAUUAAAUAAAAUGAAUUAAAUAGCAUCCUCAAAGUAAAUGUGAUUUUUAUCAAUUAGCUGAGCUACUUCUAGAAACUCUAAAACAGUCUACUUGAUUAGUAAAAUAUAAAAAUACUUAUCAACGGUCUCAUUAAAAAGAAAAAGACUAUUUAAAUGUUCUGCUACAACACAUUGACUAACUUUGCUGAAAUAAAUGGACUCAUUUAUUUAAAGAACCUCAUGCUGGAACUUGAUGUUCUUAUCAAAGAAACUAAUUAGUAAAUGAUUAAACAAGAAAUAAAAAUUGAUAUAGAGCCUCUGAUUGCUUUAUUAGAGCAUGUGUUUUAAGUGCUCCUUGAUGUAGAAAAUAAUUAAAUGCUUUCUUCUCUUAAAUUUAUGAAGGAACAACCAUAAAUUGACACUUAAAAUGCUAAAAACGUGAUAAUCGAGUUUAUUACAGAUUUAGUUUUAGAAAAGGGAGGGAUAGUCAUCUCUCAAAACUUAUAUAAUAUUUUAUUCCAAAUUUGUGAAUAAGAUCUCCAUUUGUAAUCUAGAGUGCUAUACAUUAUCCUCAAAAAUCACAUUUAAGAAGAAAAUAAAAUGGAAGUGAAGGAUUUCAUCAUGAAGAAGCUAAGAGUUUUAAUGAUAGAACAUGUGAGAAUGUUCAAGGAAAUUCAAGAUAAAGAAUAGGAGUUAAAAAUACUCUUGGAGGAAUAUCAAGACAUACUGAAAGAUGAAGAAAUUGAAGGUUUAGAAAAAGAAUUUAAAUACCAUGAUGAGGAAGAAGAAGUAUAAUCUAUAUCUUAAACAGAUGAAAAUAUCGGUGAAGAUUAGUAGCAAUAAGUUCAAAAUAAUUUUAAAGAGUUUAUAGACAAGCAAUCAAAGCAAGGAGAUGAGUCGCCUUUUUCUAGCACAAAUAAAAAAAUACCAGUAAACUAGAGUUUGAGAGAUUUAAGAAAAUCAGACUCCAAGCAUUAUCCUAACCAUAAGUUAAGCUAGUAAAAGUCAAUUGAUGUAAAUUCUCCUUUGCUAAGGUAAAAUUCUUAAAUAAGCCUUUAGAAUCACCGCUAGUAAAGCUAAGAAAACAACAGUCAAAAAACAUAUAGUGCAAGACAUAUUGCAGGUUUCUCCCAAGAAAACUAAGAAAAAGGCGCUUAAACUACAUCUGCUUCAUAAAUAUAACAACCUAAUCAAAACAGUAGUUAAUUCAGUCAGCAAUCUUAAUAUUUAAAGCAGAACAAUUAUACUCAUGAAAGUGUUAAUUCUCAAAAGUAAAAUAAUAGAAGAAAGAGUAGCUAAAGCAACUUGUCUAAAAUGCUUGCCAACCGAACUCUCCGUAAAUAAAAAAUAAAGAGUAGAGUUACAUAGCUGCAACUUGAACUAGAAAAGAUAGCACCUAUUCCUUUGAAUGCUGUUAUGAUUUGGAAGUUCUUAGAGAGACCUGUAAGAAAUUAUGAAGGAAUUAAAUCCAUUUCAAAUUCCUUCUUUUGGGAGUAUUUUAAAGAGCCUUUAACCGAAUAUUAGCACAUUGUCCUUAAUUUUAUGUUCUGCUUAAUUAUAAUUUAAAAUAAAUCUAAAAAUGAUUCAUCAUGGAGAAGUCUCUUGCUAUAAAAUCAUGAUAUAUUUUUAAAGGUUUUAGAUCUUGAAUACAUAAAUGUGUAUAAAUAGCCUGGAUUUUUGUUUUGCAAGUAUAUUGGUGAAACACUUAUUAACAUUUUCUCUAACAAAGGAAAGAAAACUGAAGUAAUUAAGUCAGAUAAAUUUGCAUAUCUCAGAAAAGUUCUUCUAAAUAGUAAAAUAAGGGAGUUAGUUGAUAUUUCCAAGAGUCUGGAGGUUUGUAUAAAAAAUAAGUGA
Molecule: messenger RNA, 9033 nt
Organism: Tetrahymena thermophila SB210
Lineage: Eukaryota; Ciliophora; Oligohymenophorea; Hymenostomatida; Tetrahymenidae
Exons: 31
Biological process (GO): nucleus-vacuole junction assembly
Molecular function (GO): protein-membrane adaptor activity; protein binding
Source: RefSeq, a predicted model, not a curated record